Cyanidioschyzon merolae strain 10D is the source of this 921-nucleotide messenger RNA. RefSeq names its product similar to temperature sensing protein D123. The record is from RefSeq and is a predicted model, not a curated record. The transcript has a single exon. Lineage: Eukaryota; Rhodophyta; Bangiophyceae; Cyanidiales; Cyanidiaceae. Gene Ontology annotation, cellular component: cytoplasm. Bases 1 to 921 code for a protein of 306 amino acids.
AUGAAGCUUGUACCUGAUGCGUUUCAUCCAGGCUACUGGGGGCCACUGCUCAGCGCCCACAUGCCUCGCACUGCGUACCUGCCGGUAUCCGAGUCGUUUAUUUCUGCCCUUCAAAGAGACUCUCUGAACGAGGCUGAUGCGGAGCGGUUACAAAGCGACUUUUCUGAGCUCAUUCAGGGACUCUCGCACGCCAUGGACUACCUCAGAACAGAUCACAGCACAUCUGAGGGAUUUUGUCCCAAACUAAACGGUAAACUGCCCUACGACGCUGCCUGGAUACUGGGGCGGCAUGCGCCCUGCUGCUAUACCUGGAACGAGGCCAUGAUGGUGCUGCGCGCCUCCAGUCGCAUUCAUGAGCCAACGAGGACGAGCUGGCAGGGGUCAUUCUGUCUAGUGGUGCAACGCUGGGAGCAGAUCCACCCGGCGAAUGAGUUUCGCUGCUUUAUCUCGAGCUGUCGUGUCAUUGCCAUUUGCCAGCGCCAUCCCGACACACCGUAUCCCUUUCUGGCGAGGGAGCGCGAUCGACUCGUGAAUGCGAUGGUAUCUUUCUACGAGACACACGUUCGACCAUUGCACCCGGCGUAUGCCGAGUGCAUCUUGGACUGUUACUUGGACGAUUCUCAGAGUGUGCGCACGCUCGGUAUCGAUGCCUGGAGCGAUGAUGCGCUGCUGCUCUUUGAGGUAUCGGAAAUGGAGGCCUUGCGUGCGCAGGCUGCAGCGGCGUUUCCUGGUCAGCACUCCGACCCGGAUGGCCACCGCCAAAGCGAAGCACCCGGAGAGGAUGCCACCGGUGCAACGGUUUCGUUUCGCAGCGUUGCCCAGGGUUUCGCUGCGGUACCCUGGGGAUGGUCAGAGAAGCUGCCGCUUGAGCUCGGGGACGAUUUCUUGCGAGCGCGCAUACAGCGCAAUGCUUCAGACUAG